AUGGUCAUCACAGCUACCUGGUCCGCCGAUCGAUUAUUGUUAAUUGCAAGUCGUGAAAACGAAAGAGCUCGAAAGAAAGGGAAGGAAAAGUGGCAAGAAGCGGGAGGGGUGAGCGGGAGGAGAUUGGAAGGUACCGAUAUUGAAUUAGAAGCGAUAAAUCCCACCCUGCCAUGCCGACUUCGAGCAAAAGGAUUAACGAGAGUACGAUCCUCUUUGCAUUCGCAGAGUUGCGUGCAGUUUCUACGAUCCAACGAGUCCGCCGUUCUGGAGGCCGUAGGACUGGUACCGUCCGGCGAGUCCGUCGAGGUCUUCGGCGAGCACGGGGGUGCGAAUGGGAUCGGCGGCGGUAAUCAGUGCUCUGCUCAUUAUGCCAUGCGUUCGAAUUCUAAUCCCAGUGUCGGUGCCAUUCAGCACGCGGCGGGCAGCAAUGCCGCGGGCGCCUUGCACCAUUAUCCUGGCGCUGCUCAUGCAACGAAACGCCGUGCCUCCGACACCCCAUACUACGAGAACGGAGUUCUCCUGGACGAUAUGCCGGUGUACGGCAAGAGAUCGGUCAAUCCUUGGAGUCAUCACCAUCAACAGCAGCAGCAGCAGCAGCAACAGCAGCAGCCGACGGAUCCGUCCUACUGCUGGUAUCAUCCGUUGCACUCCUCGGGCGGAUCGAUUCAAGGUCACGCGCACGGCCACGGCCACGGACCGAGUCCGGUGCCGCCUAGUCUCGUGCAGAUUAAUCAGAUAAACGCGUUCUCCGCGCCGCAUCAUCUGACAUCUCAGCAGCCGCAACAGUCGAUGGGCCAUGGAUUGCAAACGCAAAACGGUGGCAGCCUCGACGACGAGUGGAAGAAUAUCCACGUGAUGCUUAACUGCAUUCUCGGCAUGGUCGAGAAGACGAAGAGGGCACUGGCGAUCCUCCAGCGACGAGGAUGCUCCAGCCCGGCGGCCGCGGCGCCUCCGCCAGGUGUGGUCGCGGCGCAGAAUGGUACCAGCAAUAAUGGCAAUAGUAACGGCAAUAAUCCGUCGUCGACCAACGGGGUGCAAGUCGAGUCGUCCACCGGCGAUCGGGAUGGCAGUCUGAAACGAUUGUCCGGCGAGAUAGUCGCGCAAACGAUCAGGGCGACCGAAGACAGAGUGGCCGAGGUUAAACGAAGAGCCGAGGAAGCUGUGUUAGAGGUGAAAAGGGCUGCAGUGGCGGAGGUACAACGCGCUGUAGCGGUUGCGGUUGCGGAGUCGAGAGCGAACGAACGUUUGAGGGUUCAUCGAUUACUGGACCUUCCUUUGUCCCAAAGAAAUCCGAGUAGUCUCCGUCAGGGUCCUUUCCUGAGGGUUCACGGGAAUUCGAGCGCGGUCGAAACCAAUGCCAGAAAUGUUACGACACCGACGACAACGCCAAAUUCGGCGCCGUCAACCACUGAGGACGAAAAAGAUAUCCAUCUCACCAGCAUGAUGGGAUCUAGUUGUUGGAAUUGCGGCAGGCCCGCUCUGGAGACCUGCGGUGGAUGCGGAAUCGCCCGAUACUGCGGCUCUUUCUGCCAACAUCGCGACUGGGAGGCCGGUCAUCAUACGACCUGCAACAAUCUGCCGCCGCGCGAACCGCGAAGAUCAGCCUCGCGCAGUCCACCGAGGAUCGCCGCCGCAAAUCUUUCUACGAAUGUUAAUGAGGUCGAUGCCACGCCAGUGCCAUCCACCGGAGUUUCAAAGGGAAAGUGACGUCGUGGUGCUAAGAAUCAGCGAUCGAUCAGAUCGAUCGAUUACGAGUCGCGCUGAUCGUUUCUCACAAAGACUUUUCUCUGUAAAGAAUGUAUGAAUUAAAAUGAAUCAAGAGGAACUCGUUCCUGUGAAAUUGAAUACUUAAUUCUUAAAAUGGAAAAUUGAUCUGAAAUUGUUAAAUUCGGUUGUUCCCUUUUCUGUUGCAUUUCCAUAAGACUUAAGAUGAAAAAAAGAGGACAGAGAAAAGAAAAAAAAAUCAAAUUUUAAUUUGAUUGAUAAUUAGCUAUUUACAUGGUUACAUGAGAAGUUCCUAUGUUUAAUUCUUUUUAAUUCAUUCAUUUUCUACAGUGUUGUCACCGAUCAUACAUCUUCUGCGUACAUUUAUUAUUGUGUCCUUUUCUUUCCAUGAAACUGACCGGAGAUUUCUUUUGUAAUAUAUCUGGAUAUAUGAACGGACGAAUAUAAACAAAAAUUUCUCAAAUUUAACAUAACGAAAAAAUUAAUUACGCGCUUGUCAAUGCCUGACAAUCGAGCUAGUAUCGGAAAAUAUUGGUUCGAUAAUCAAUUUAUGAAUAGAUCUUUAAUCUCGGCGUUUCGGUUAGUUGACAAAAUAGAGGAUAACAAAAAAAUUUGUAAUUAUUUAAUUAAUGAAAAAAGCGCGAAUAUUCAAAUCAACGACUUGACCUUAUCUUUCAAUUAUGUAAAAAUAAUAAUGUUACUCAAAUAGUAUGUACACAAAAAUAUGAAAGAUGUCUGAAGAAUUUAAAGCAUCUUUGGAAAAUUUUUGUUACUCGAGUGCAAUAUUUUAUAAUUUAAACGCUUUUAAAUCAGUGCUAGUGACCAAAAAUAAUCAAUGUUAAAAAUGCACGAUCGUACAGAAAAAUAGAUAAAUUUACAAAUAAAAAAUAGAAAACUUGAUUACACGUUUUGAAUGAAACGUCGGAUGUGAUAAACCCGUUUUAGAAUUUUGUCAACUAAUUAUAUAAAAAAGAAGCAGCUGAUUUCACAAGUAGCAUAAUCAAUCACAUAAGUGUUUGCGUUUUCCGGAUAAAUUAAAUGCCGGCGAAAUAUGCAUAGUAUUGUCGUAAAUAUACACGUUUAUCAGCAUCGUGCCAGCCGUUCUCCUUUCUAUUCUCCGUCGAGAAUCGCAGAGAUUUCCAAUCCAUUUAUUAUCUAGGAUUAAACCAAACAAUAGAAAUAAUGCGUGUCUUAAACGAUUUCUGCAUUUGAAAGAAUAAUAGUUAACCAUGAAUCCAAUUAAUGAUCGCACAGAUGUGCGUUUCGUAUUGUUCUGAAUCGAUAUUAGCGGUAAAUGUAGUACUACGAAACUAACUAUUAGUGUAGACGUUUCUUCAUUUCGCCGUUAACAAAUUGAAUUUCUCAAUAUACGCGAAGCUCUCAUCAUCAAAUUACAGCAUUUUAUUUUGACGUGAUUUAAAAAAUGCACUUCCUUUUUUAUUUAAAAACAAUUUCAUAAAAUGUAAAACUUUCAUUAUUAUCGAUAUCAGUUGAAAAUUUACAAUAUAUGAAAUGGUGCACACAUUAAUUUCUCUUUUGCUCCUCUUCAAUCGAGUAAUAUGUUCUCUCAAAUGGAUGUAACAUUUUACUAUCUCGAUAUUAUUACGCCGCAGAAUAUCGUUAUAAAAAUAAUAUGUAUUGCAAGAUGAAGUUGAUAUAUACAUGUACACACACACAUAGUUACAAUCCAUAUACGCGUACACACACAUAAAGUGACUUGAGUUUAUUACAUGCGUUCGCUCACCUCGAUGUUUCGUACACGAAAAAACGGAAUCACAUCGAUUUUAUCCUAGUCAAUUGAUAGAUUUAACAACUAAUGUAACUCGAAUCCUUUACUUUGCGCGCACACAUCUCAGGAUAUAAUUAUCACAUAUAUUUAAGUCUAGUCAACACAGGAAGAUGAAGCGGAUUUAUCGAUCAUACGCGUUAGGAAACUUUGCUCAAAUCUAGACUACGAAUUAUUGUAAUUUUUCCUAGGCAUAUUGCGUUGCGGGGAUGUAUGAUGGAUCCUAUAAAGUGUAUUUAUAAACUAACGAAAUAUAUAAUGAUUAUUCUAUGUCAGAAUGUAAGAAGCAAAA
Molecule: messenger RNA, 3803 nt
Organism: Pogonomyrmex barbatus (red harvester ant)
Lineage: Eukaryota; Metazoa; Arthropoda; Insecta; Hymenoptera; Formicidae
Gene: nvy
Product: CBFA2/RUNX1 partner transcriptional co-repressor nervy
Biological process (GO): negative regulation of DNA-templated transcription; DNA-templated transcription
Cellular component (GO): nucleus
Molecular function (GO): transcription corepressor activity
Source: RefSeq, a predicted model, not a curated record